AAUCGCUAUUAUCUCCGUUAAUUUCAAAAUAUCCACGUCACCAUCCAACAACACACUAAUCAGUAAUCCCUACUACUACUGCUACUACUACUAUAUACCUGAAAGGAAGAUCCAACGCCUACGCCUCCCCAUCUUUCUUAUUUAUUUUUCCUGAAUUCUCUUUUUCUGUAGCCCCUACCCUAUAAUGCGCGAUGGUGUGUUUUACGCACCCCUCAAUCCACCGCUUCUUCUCUCUCCCUCUCCGACACCAACCUCCGUGAACAAUUCCAUUGCUGCCUCCAACCAAAACAUGCUCGUCUCCGUUUUUUUGGCCCUUUUCUUGCCUUGUAUCGGCAUGAGCGCAGUUUUUCUCGUCUAUAUUUGUCUCCUGUGGUACGCUGCAAGUCACCAAGCCGAAAUCCCACCGCCAGUAAAGGCGGCACCGGAGAAGGGAUUAUCGGCUUCUCAGCUCGAGAAAUUGCCUAAAUUGACUGGGAAGGAGUUGAUAUUGGGGACGGAAUGCGCGGUGUGUCUAGAUGAGAUCGAGAGCGAACAGCCGGCUAGACUGGUUCCCGGUUGCAAUCACGGUUUCCAUUUGGAAUGCGCUGACACUUGGCUUUGCAAGCAUUCUGUGUGUCCUGUUUGUAGGGCCAAGCUUGAUGCUCUGUUCUUCGUUGCUUCUAAUGAGAAUCCUUGUUAAUUUUAAUUUCUGAACAAGCAUGAUCCAACAAACAAGAAGUUCUUCCAGCUCUGUUCUGUUAUGUUGCCAGAAGAUUGCAGAUUGCGACUCAUAAUUACUAGGAUUUUGUGUGUGUAUAUAUAAUUAGAAUUCUUGAUUACAGUCGCUUAAUUAAUGAUUGUAUUUCUCUGUUUAGCUCGAUCGGAGAAGUUUUCUUAUGGGGGAUGAUACGGCGGCGAUCAGUGACCAUUGAUAUCCUUAAUUUCAUACUAAAAGAGAAAAUGUUGGCAGCGCCACUUAUCCUCGAGCAAUACAAAAUGGGUUUCCUUUUCUUGUCGUUGUUGUUUGUGUGUUCUUGAAAAUGCAGUUGUUAAUUCGGAGACACCUAAGCACAUUCGCAAAGUAAAUUAAGAAAUUAGCGUUUCUAAGUAAUAUAGAAAAUGGAAUUUGAAUUCAUUUAGAAAUUGAAAUGACCAAUUGGAUGCGCAAUAUGAGGGUGUAGAUUGGAGAAUAGUGGCGGCAGGCAGGGCGGGUGGUGGCGGUGCAUAGAUUGUUGAAAAGCAGGUGAUGCUGCUGGUUCUGUGGUGAAGGUACAGUUUUCGAGCUAUUCGUUCAUUAGAUGCGCACCUGAAUAAAGUUCAUGAGCAUCAGACAUUUAGUCAGAGGACCAACUAGCAUUCAAACAUAAAUUCCAAAGGCUUUUAACAGCUGUCAAAAGCAUUUUGUGCAUUUCUGGUUGGCAUUUGAUUUAAAUUGGCAACCGUUUGAUGAUCAUGUUUUGUUUGUGGGAAAAGGGAUUCUUACUUGCCUUCUUUUCAUUGUAAAUAUAGAUAUUUUUUUUAUAAAUUAUUUUUCAGUUUCCAUUAA
Messenger RNA from Jatropha curcas, 1525 nucleotides. Its product is annotated as RING/U-box superfamily protein. The record is from RefSeq and is a predicted model, not a curated record. NCBI's taxonomy places the organism in Eukaryota, Viridiplantae, Streptophyta, Magnoliopsida, Malpighiales, Euphorbiaceae.